CAAUGUCCGCUUUCACUUUGCUGGGGCUCUCAAGCUGGUCUUUGUUGUGAUGGUCCUUGAAGCAACGAGCCCACCUGGGACAAGGCUGAAGAAUGGGAUCUGUGGUUUGAUGCGUGGUUGCCUUUGAUCCUGCCUGGCAAGGAAGGGAAGGAAAAAAGAAAGAAAAAGUAAAUUCCUGUCAUGCUGACUCAACACCUUUCACAUCCGUAAGCUUUGAACUGCACACACAGCUUCUGCGCCUUACCUAUGCUCUGUACUCCUAGCUAGAAAGCACCUUUGUGUCAUUUUUUGGCCUGUCAGCCUGCAGUAAGCCAUUCCAUGAGUGCUAUGAAUGCAAAAGCAAGCUCUGGAGGUGAGGAAGAAGCCUCAGGAAUGAGGACCGAGAUCCUGGGGGAAAGCGGAUACCGAGGAGAGGUCAAGAGGGGACAAGUGAUCUUUAUUGCCUACCUGAUUGCAACCCUGGAGCUGACGUUCCUCUUCAUGCAGAUGGGAGUCAUGCCCUACUUGGCAAAGAGCCUAGGUUUGGAUUCAGUGGGGUUUGGCUACCUCCAGACAACCUUUGGUGUCCUCCAGCUUGUGGGAGGUCCUAUUUUCGGAAGGUUUGCGGAUCAAUUUGGCACCCGAGCAGCCUUAAUUCUCUCCUGUGCAUCUGGAAGUGCCUUCUUCCUGCUCAUGUCCAUGUCCACCAGCAUCCCCCUCCUUUUCCUCUCCAGGCUGCCAGCAGUGUUCAUGCAUGGGCUACCAGGUGCUCAGAAAGUUAUUACAGACCUGACUGCUCCUUCCCAACGUGCUGAUGCUUUGGGGAAGCUGGGUCUUUGCUUUGGGAUUGGUAUCAUCGUCGGCUCUGCCCUGGGAGGUGUUGUCUCCACCAAAUUCGGCAUUUUUGUUCCUAUGUAUGUCGGGCUGGUAGGAAAUCUCAUAAAUACCAUGAUAGCAAUGGUUUGGAUCCCUUUGCAGGCUAAGCCAAAGUCAGAUCAUCAUGUGACGGAGAACAGCACAUCACAGUCUGGCAGCGUGUUUAGCGUCAGAGAAAUCCUACGCCUGAUGAAGUUUCCAGGAGUAAUGGAAAUUUUCAUGGUCAAGGUCUUUGCUGGACUUCCCAUAGGUUUGUUCCUGGUUAUGUUUUCCAUCAUCUCUAUGGAUUUCUUUGGCUUGGAAGCAGUGGAGUCUGGAUACCUGAUGUCAUAUUUUGGUGUCCUUCAAAUGGUUAUCCAGGGUCUGGUUAUUGGAAAACUCACUAACCACUGCACAGAGAGGACCCUGCUCAGGCUCAGCGUCUUCGUCUUCGCCGGUGUGGGCCUAGGCAUGGCCCUGAUGAGGACCGUGUGGCACUACUGCAUCGUUGCGGUGCCGCUGGUGUUCGCCUUCAGCACGCUGGGCACCAUCACCGACAGCAUCCUCACCAAGACCGUCCCCUCCUCCGACACCGAGCUGAAGACCGUAUCUCCUACAAAUGCUGGGAGCCCAUGAUUUCUGUGUGACACUUCUACCUGGGAGGACCACUUCGGUGAGGUGCCGGGGAGGUGAGGACUGGGGAUGUCCCAGCCCCUCUGCUCAGAUGGGAAGAAAAUCUGCUGUUUCAUGAGUUGGAGAGAUGUUCAUGUGAGGAGGGAGAGCCAGGGGGGAAGGGCACCAAGCAGCUUUGCGAUGUAUAGCCAAGCUGGAAUUCAUCCAGGCUCUUCUCAAAGGGGCUUUGUGAGGAAAACCAGAGCGUUGCUUGGCUUUUAAAGCCCGGAGGCAAGAUUCGGUCAGAGAGGAAAAUGGAUUCAGUUGCCUCACCCUGCUCCCAGCUUGCGUAUGUUGUUAGGUCAGCCUGCGCCUCGGUGGGACGGAUGUCUCCGCAUGGCAGGCAGGAUGGCAGGGCAGGACAGCAGGGCAGGACGGAGGCAGCCUGCGGGGUGGUGGGGACAGUCAGGAGGGGGUCACGGGACAUUGGGAGGGCCAUGGGCUAUGCAGGGCUUUCUUCUGCCCGUCCAUCCUGGGCUGAUGCCAUGACAAGCGCUACUACAAAUUGCAGAGUUACGGCUGGCUCAAAACUGGGCAUGCCGAGGAGGGAUGCUGCUGGCACGGAGGAUUGUGGUGCCGGGGGAAAACUUUGUCUCCACCGCUUCCCCCUGGCCCUUUGCUUUCAAAUCCCGCUUCCUCCUUGCAAUGUUGCUGAGGGAAGAGGCUUGUUGGGUUUGUGCUUGUUUUGAAUGCACCCGGGCAGGGACCGGGGCGAAGGCAGGAAUGCCUGACACAGCAGAGCCACGUCCCGGCGAGCUGCCUCUCCGCAGCAGCUGCGGCAGUGGUGGCGUGGGUGUCUCGCAGAGAAAUGUGGCUAUUAAAAUGCCUGCCAUCCGUCUCUGGCCGUGGGUGGCACCCCGCAACGGCUGCUCCACCCGUGCAGCAGCCUAAAAAGCUGCUCCUUCCUAUGCGAGCCUGAGACCGGCUCCGCAAAGCGAGCAUUUUGGUGGUGCGUUAGAAAUCCACACUUUUGUAAGAGUGUGAAACUAUGGCUUCGUGAAAAAGCCCCGCUGUCUCCGCGUCAAAAAACCUGAGUGCUGGCUUGUAACAACUUUUAGUUAAUGCAAGGAAAUCACACGUUGGGAAUUUGCCUUUGGAAACACGACUUCUGAGCCUCGCUGCUGUCUUUUCUUGAUGUUUUUGCGAGCCUGGGGCCAGCAGAGCCCGUGGAGGUUUUUCUUUGGGCCAGGGAGAGGCUUUCCGAGGAGCUGGAGGUUGGGCCGAGCUCAGAUGUCCGUCUCAUUGUGGGGCUGGAGCGGAUGGGGCGUUGCAGGAGGGAUAACCUGUCCGCCCUUGCUAGACACUGAGUCACUCAUCCUUGCCUUUUAAAUAGGUGUCUCAGAAAGGGAGCAGUGGGACGUAGGGUGGCACCUUCCCUUGCACCCAUCAUCCUGCUGUCAGGAUCGAUCCAAGGUCGCUUCCUACCGAGACUGAUGAGUUUGUCACUUGCUCUUUGCUUAUGGCUGGGGCCUUGCACUGAAGGCAAGAGAGCGGAAAUGAUUUAAUUCGUUUCCCUUUGAUAUUUCCCCCCCACCCUUCUCCUCAUCUUCAAAGGCAGGAAGGGAAAAUUCCGCCCCACGCGCACGUGCUGUUCAGCUGGGGGUGUGCGAGCUGGUGGGAGGGUGGCCCCGAGCCCAGGGGGACUUCCAUCCACACAAGCACUCCUUGUCAACCCCGCUCCCUCCCCAGGAACGGAGGUCUUGUUCCUGCGCAGAGCCCCCCGCCCUCGGGGGAUGGAGGGAGGGAGGAAGCCCUGUGGAGCCUCCCUGCGUAACGGGCCCACGUUUCGUGAUUUUAUUUGCACGUCAGAGGCAAAACCUUAGGAGGAGAGCUUGCAGCCAGGCAGGGCUUCUUGGAGCAUUGUACCCCCCAUCUUUGCUCCGGCUUUGCUGGUUUUGAAGGGGGCUGCUGGCGGAGAUGACCUAAUUGUUAAAUUAAGCCCCGC
This is a messenger RNA of Chroicocephalus ridibundus (black-headed gull), 3451 nucleotides long. RefSeq names its product solute carrier family 22 member 18 (gene SLC67A1). Gene Ontology annotation, molecular function: transmembrane transporter activity. The transcript is spliced from 10 exons. Bases 319 to 1470 code for a protein of 383 amino acids. Gene Ontology annotation, biological process: transmembrane transport. Gene Ontology annotation, cellular component: nuclear envelope. NCBI's taxonomy places the organism in Eukaryota, Metazoa, Chordata, Aves, Charadriiformes, Laridae. The record is from RefSeq and is a predicted model, not a curated record.